CACUGUUAUGCUAUCAAGCUUACUCUCACUACGGCUGCUGCACUUCAGGCCUACAGUCAAGCAUCCUUACCCAGAACACAUGGCACAGGACAUCACGGCCUCGAGACGUGGCUGAGGACCCAACACCGAGACGAUCGAGCAGUAAGAGAAGAAUGUCUCUGAGAGCGGACGCAGCUCCGAGCGGAGGAGUGGUGGUGGAGUACGAGGACGACGACAUCAGAGAAGCACGAGAACGGAAAAAACGGAGUUUAUCAGGUUCUGCCCUGCUGCACCUCAAGGGCCCGAAGUUCCUCAUCUACGUCAGUGGAGCGCUGUCGAUGUGGGGUGAUCGCAUGUGGCACUUUGCCAUUUCCGUCUUCCUGAUUGAGCUGUAUGGGCGUAACUUGCUGCUGACCGCCAUCUUUGGGCUGGUGGUGGCCGGCUCUGUGCUCUUACUGGGCGCUCUGAUUGGAGACUGGGUGGACCGAAACCCAAGAAAUAAAGUGGCCCACGCGUCGCUGUUCAUUCAGAACAUCUCCGUGACCGUCUGCAGCAUCGUGCUUAUGUUGGUGUUUUCAUACAAGAAGUGGAUCGAACAAAUCUGGGACGGCUGGUUAACUGUGGUUUGUUAUACGGUGGUGAUCAUCCUGGCAGAUGUGGCUAACCUCGCCAGCACAGCGCUCACUAUCGCCAUCCAGAGGGACUGGAUAGUGGUCAUCACGGGUUAUAACCGCGGCCACCUAGCAGGGAUGAAUGCCACCAUGAGGCGGAUCGAUCAAGUGACCAACAUCCUGGCGCCGCUGGCCGUGGGCCAGGUCAUGACCCUGGCCUCUAACGUUGUGGGCUGCGGCUUCAUCCUGGGCUGGAAUCUGGUCUCCCUGAUCGUGGAGUUUAUCUUCCUGUCCCGCGUUUACCGCAUCGUCCCUGCGCUGUCCGUCAAACCGCCGGCUACAGAGGAGCAGAACUACCUGGAGAAGAAGAGGGAGAGGAAGAGUUCGCAGGGUGAGAGUUCCUUAAGGCCAGCGGUGUUCCUCACAGAAGACACCGGAGGAGCGUGUUUGAGAGAGCGGACCUCCAUGCUGCCUCCGUGCCUCCGUCGGCUUCGUGGGCUCCUCAGCACCUGCAGGGAAGGCUGGAGGGCGUAUUACAGGCAGCCUGUGUUCCUGGCAGGUUUGGGCUUGGCCUUCCUGUACACCACCGUGCUGGGCUUCGACUGCAUCACCACAGGCUACGCCUACACCCAGGGCAUCAGUGGCUCCCUCCUGAGCCUGUUGAUGGGCGUUUCGGCCGUGGCUGGCCUGCUGGGAACCGUCCUGUUCACCAAGUUGCGCAAAGCCUACGGGCUGGUCAACACCGGCAUGAUCUCCAGCUGUCUGCACCUGGCCUGCCUGCUCCUGUGCGUGUGCUCUGUGUUCGCUCCAGGCAGCCCCAUGGACCUGAGCAUGCUAACACAGGGUAAUGGGUCAGAUGUGGGAGGAAUGGCCGGAGGUGGACACCAAAGACAUGGAUACACACUGCAGGGAGGCAACAACCAGCCUUUACUUCCUGACCGCUCCUCCAUUCACUGGACCAACAACACCGUGCUAUUCGAAAACGCACCAGCAGGGAGCGUACCCGAGUCCUAUAUGUCCAUCACCCUGCUGUUUCUUGGAGUCAUCACGGCUCGAAUCGGCCUGUGGUCCUUCGACCUGACGGUGACCCAGCUGCUGCAGGAGACCAUCUGCGAGUCCGAGCGCGGCGUGGUUAACGGAGUUCAGAGCUCCAUGAACUACUUGAUGGACCUGCUGCACUUCCUCAUGGUCAUCUCAGCGCCGCAGCCGCAGCACUUUGGCAUUCUCGUCAUCGUCUCCGUCCUGUUCAUCACCGCAGGGCACACCAUGUACUUCCUGUACGCCCGGAAGGCCAAGAGGAAACAGCGUCUCAACACGUAAACACCACGUACCUGAAACAGACAGUGUGACAUGUAAAGGUGCAGAUUCUGUCCCAGCAUGUGAAAUGGACGUGUGUCCCUCCGUGUGAUCCACACCGAACCGUACACAGUCUCAUCUGCAACUCACUUCACCAUUUCAAACGCCUGUCCUGUGCCUUCCACCAGCUCAGCUCCAAACCUCAGGUGAACACAGCAGAACCAGCACCACCUGCUGGGCGUCUAGGGAAGCAUGUGUUGGCAUUGUGAGGUCUCCAGAGGUCACCGGUGCCUUUCUGCUCACAGCAGCCGAAAAGGCAAAAGCAGACAAGAAGAAAAGCCUCACAUCUGCUGAUGUUCAACCGUCUCAGCUGCACUGUAAUGUUGCAGCAAAGCCCUGCCUGAACGGCAGAAGAGCUUCUUCUCUCUGCUACGGUUUCUCAGCAGACAAGCAGGACAUGGUCCUCAUCACUCAACCUCAAUCAGCCUUAAAGCGUCUGGGGUUAAAUAUCAUCCAUUACCAGGGAACGAUAUUCAGCAGUCGCCCUCUAAAGGACGGAACCUCUUCAUUACGAAUACAGGGUGCAUUCCGAUCACGUCAAGCUCAGAUCAAUAGUUUGGUGAGAAAUCAAAUGCAUAUUAUUUCUCCUUUCCCCCCAAAUGGAGCUCAACAGACAAGACAAAUCUUUCUCUGAAGCUAUGAGGCUAAUGUCCCCGUCGUAUUAAUAAUUUAUAGUAUUCAGACCGUUCAGCCUGUUACAUCCGCUUUCUUCUCUCCAGCUCUCUCUGACCACAUUACUGCAUUUCCAUUCAGCCUAAUUCCCAGUAAAGCUGCUCUGCUUUACACAUUUCUCUGUUUCUCUUGUCAGACGGUGGUUAGUGUAGUGAUUAACACCUCUGCCUUCUACUCCGUAGACUGGGGUUCAGUCCCUACCUUGGCAAACACUCUACGGUAUACCAAUAAGGGUCCUUGGGCAAGACUCCUAAGACCCCUUGGCCUGCCUGUGUAAAAUGAUCAAAUUGUAAGUCGCUCUGGAUAAGAGCGUCAGCCAAAUGCCAUCAAUGUAAAUGUAAGGCCGUGACCUGUUUUACAGCUGGUCACUUCAUGAGUCCAGGAUCUGGAUAUGAAGUCCUGCAUGGGGAAUGGUUUCGCUUGUACUUGGAGGAUUUCGGUCAUGCUGGGAGGGGUUUUAGUUGUACUGGGAGGAGUUUCUGUGGUAAUGGGAGAAGUCUUGGUUGUACCUGGAAGAGUUUUGGUGGUACUAGGAGGAGUUCUGGUUGUACUGGGAGGAGUUUUGGCUGUAUUGGGAGGAGUCUUGGUUGUACCAGGAGGGAUUUCAGCGGGACUGGGAGGAGUUUUGGUUGUACUGGAAAGAGUUGUGGUUGUACUUGGAGGAGUUUUGACUGUAAUGGGAGGGGUUUUGGUUGUACUGGGAGGAGUUUUGGUGGUACUAAUAGACAUUUUGGUUGUACCGGUAGGUGUUUUGGUGGUACUAGGAGGAGUUACGGUGGUAAUAGGAGGAGUUUCUGUGGUACUGGGAGAAGUCUGGGUUGUACUGGGAAGAGAUUUGGUGGUACUAGGAGGAGUUCUGGUUGUUCUGGGAGGAGUUUUGGCUGUAUUGGGAGAAGUCUUGGUUGUACAGGAAGGGAUUUCAGCGGUACUGGGAGGAGUUGUGGUUGUACUGGGAGGGGUUUUGGUUGUACUGGGCAGGGUUGAUGGGCAGAUACUGAUCUGUAUCUGUUUAAAUGUGUCUCGGCUGCGUUUACACCAAUUAAACCAAUUUUAUGUGGUGUGACCUCCAGAUAUAGUCCCGAUGGUCAAGUCACACGAAGUGACCAGUUGUAAACAGGUCAGUGACUGAAAUGUGACCCAUUAAGACUUCAUAUUAACCCGCAUCACUUCCCAGCUGCGAUUCUGGCUGUAUUCCUGUAUCUGAAACGGUCACUGAGAGAGAAAGUUAGAAGCGACAGAAUAUCUUCUUAUUCUUCCUCUCACACAGCGGUCAGCGUCCGUCUGACUAACAAACCGCACGUUGGACGCUCUGGUUUCAGUGUGAUGGUGAGUCAGUGAUGCCAGUCAAAUGAAGCUGUUUAAAUACAAACACAGAAGGAUCAGACCGUGCAGAUCAGCGAUUAGUGCUCAGAAUCGCUGUUUACACACGCAGCUCCUUCACGCCUGUGUGACGGAAUGUGCUGCUCUGCCUCUCCAGCUCACAUUCACAGGCAGUUAUCUAGAACUUCUAGAACGACAGAGAACAGAUCUCUCCAUUUGAAAGACCUUUCAUAAAUGUUUGUUUAUUGUGCUUUCCAGGUCACAUCCAUCAUUUGAUAAGGAAAAAUAACUCAAUUUCCUUUCAUGUUUCAGAGUAAAAGCCAUUUAAUGGACACGAGUUUCUUUAAGGUCAGUUUUAAGAUUCUCUACCAUAAAACAAGCAGGUAAAGAUCUGAAAACUGAACACAUUUCCGAUAGGGAAUGUAAUCGGAUUCAGGCGUUUACACGGAUAUUAUGGCCUCAAUCGGACUAGACUAUUCUGAUUGAGAUGGUUACAUGGACGUGUUCUAUUCCAAUAGUCGGAUUAUUAACGGAUUAUCAGGCAUGUAAACGUGACUAGUGGUAAACAUUUUGGCUGCUGCUCCAAAUGAAAUCUGCUUAUACAGUCAAAUUAUUUUUAGAAAUACAUUUUAUAUUUUAGAAAGCAGAUCAGAAAACACUCUCUUUUCUAUUUUCCCAUAAUCAUCUAUACUUAUCCAUGCUUUUCCAUACUGCACAGGAACCCUGUACGUUGGCCUUGUAGCUCCAGAGAUAAACCUAAAGCAACAAACACGUCACAGCUGAACUACUUCACUCUUAAAAAGAACCAUGUACACUCAAAGAACACUGUCCAUGAUUAAAGGGUUCUUUGCACCAUGAAAUGGUUCCUCAGAUUGAUGGAGAAUGUGCAUGAAUGUGC
Messenger RNA from Pygocentrus nattereri (red-bellied piranha), 4836 nucleotides. RefSeq names its product solute carrier family 40 member 1. The transcript is spliced from 9 exons. The record is from RefSeq and is a predicted model, not a curated record. Gene Ontology annotation, molecular function: iron ion transmembrane transporter activity. Gene Ontology annotation, cellular component: membrane. NCBI's taxonomy places the organism in Eukaryota, Metazoa, Chordata, Actinopteri, Characiformes, Serrasalmidae. Gene Ontology annotation, biological process: iron ion transmembrane transport. Bases 153 to 1910 code for a protein of 585 amino acids.